This is a messenger RNA of Cavia porcellus (domestic guinea pig), 3946 nucleotides long. RefSeq names its product receptor interacting serine/threonine kinase 1 (gene Ripk1). Lineage: Eukaryota; Metazoa; Chordata; Mammalia; Rodentia; Caviidae. Gene Ontology annotation, biological process: signal transduction; protein phosphorylation. Gene Ontology annotation, molecular function: ATP binding; protein kinase activity; protein binding. The transcript is spliced from 11 exons. The record is from RefSeq and is a predicted model, not a curated record. Gene Ontology annotation, cellular component: cytoplasm. The coding region runs from base 255 to 2249 and encodes 664 amino acids.
GGGGCCGCGAGCGCUAGCGGAAGUCGGCGGAUAGCUGGCGGUCCACCUGUAGCUGGGAAGGCUGGACGCGCCUCUUGUCUGCCAAAGUUUCAGCUCAAGUCCCGACAGCCGCUGCGAUCUGCCCUCCGGCCACGGUAGAGGCCUGCCCGCGGAGCAUCGCUCCUUCGUUGUUCUGGGUACAACACUGAAAAACUACAAACAAAAAGAAAGUGGAGUGUUCCAGGGCAUCCUGAGCACUCAGCGAGCAAGCAAACAUGUCUCUGGAUGACAUUAAGAUGAAUUCUGCCGACCUCCUGUACAAAAGGAAUCUGGACAGCGGAGGCUUCGGGGCAGUGUCCUUGUGUUUCCACAGGAUGCACGGACUUGUGAUCCUGAAAAAGGUGUACACAGGGCCCAAGCGCAUGGAGUACAACGAGUCCCUGCUGGAGGAGGGGAAGAUGAUGCGCAGGCUGAGCCAUAGCCGCGUGGUGAAGCUGCUGGGCGCCGUCAUCGAGGACGGGAACUACUGCCUGGUGAUGGAGUACAUGGAGAAGGGCAACCUCCUGCACGUGCUGCAGGCCCAGACCAUCCCACUUUCUGUGAAAGGAAGAAUAAUUGUAGAGACCAUCGAAGGAAUGUGCUACUUACAUGGAGAGGGUGUGAUACAUAAGGACCUGAAGCCUGAAAAUAUCCUGGUUGAUAGUGACUUUCACAUUAAGAUAGCCGACCUGGGCGUUGCUUCCUUUAAGACAUGGAGCAGAUUGACUCAGGAGGAACACAAUGAGCAGAGGAAGGCCAGCGGCACCACCAGGAAUAACGGUGGCACCCUGCACUACAUGGCCCCAGAGCACCUCUGCGACAUCAACGUCAAGCCCACGGAGAAGUCGGACGUGUACAGCUUUGGCAUCAUGCUUUGGGCAAUAAUUGCAGAUAAAGAGCCGUACGAGUAUGCCCUCUCUGCAGAGCACCUCUUGGUAUGCAUAAAACGUGGCAAUAGGCCAGACGUGGACAAGAUCAUUGAGCACUGCCCCACGGAGAUCAUCAGCCUCAUGACAUGCUGCUGGCAGGAAGACCCAGAACUGCGGCCAACAUUUCCUGGUAUUGAAGAGCAAUUUAAGCCUUUUUAUGAAAGUCAGUUUGAAGAAUUUGUAGAAAAAGAUGUGAAGAGUUUAAAGAAAAAGUAUCCCACGAAGAAUGAAGCUUUAAUGAGAGCGCAGUCUCUCCAACUGGAUUGUGUACCAGAACCUCUAAGCAGGUCAAAUUCAGAACAGCCCGGCUCGCUGCAUAGUUCCCAGCCACUCGGGACGGGACCUGUGGAGGAGUCCUAUUUUUCUGCCUCCAUGGAACGCCAACAAGAAGAGUAUGAGCCCAUUCUGCAGCAUAAACUCCAAGAGGAAGCCAACUAUCAUUUAUUUGGCAGCCGUAUAGACAAGCAGACCAAACAGCAGUCCACUCAGCACAUGGCUUAUAAUAUAGAGGAGGAGAGGAGACGAAGGGUCUCUCAUGACCCCUUUGCACAGCCAAGACCUAAUGAGAGUGCUCAGAACACUCGGGUAAAAGGUCCUGCUUAUCCCAGUGCAGCUAACUAUAGUAAUGCAAGUCACCAGCCAACAGGCCUGAGCAGCCAACCCCACGUACCCUGCUGGAGCAGUGAAUCCUAUCAUGUGCACAGGUUUGGAGCAAGACCAUUGGACCCAGGAAUACCAAGUACAGUUUGGUUUGGUUCACAUCUGAACCAAAUGCCCAAUCCGUUUACACCUCCAAUGCCUGAGACCAGUCUGGCAGGAAGCACGCCCACCCUUCCACUGUACUCCUGGAUGCCCCCAGAUGAGCUUUUAAGAUCCCACAUAAACAUAAGCAACAGUACUGGUAUCCAGUUUGGAACCUCUAAUUAUAUGGAAAUUAGUGGAAUGAAUGCACCACUAGAAAACACAUGUACAAAUGUGGAAGAGGAGUCAGCUUCUAAGUACCAAGCUAUCUUUGAUAAUACCACUAGUGUGACUGAUAUUCACCUGAACCCAGUCAGGGAAAACCUGGGGAAGCAGUGGAAAACCUGUGCCCGUAAGCUGGGCAUCACAGAGUCUCAGAUUGAUGAAAUUGACCAUGACUAUGAGCGAGAUGGACUACACGAAAAGGUUUACAAGAUGCUCCAAAAGUGGGAGAUGAGGGAAGGCAAUAAGGGGGCCACAGUGGGCAAGCUUGCCCGAGCCCUCUACCAGUGUUCCAGGAAGGACCUUCUGAACCACUUGAUAGACAUCAGCAAGAACUAACCCUGCAGGAGCCUGGCAGCAUGAAGCAAGCGCCUCACUUUGGUCAAGAACCCCUGGAAGCACUCAGAAUUCUGUCCUCAUUGAUAUGGGUUUUAUCACGGCUUAUAGACAAUUUCCUGCAUUUCAGAGCUAGAGAACAGGAAAUCAGUAGCCAACAACCUACUUUCAGGAAGAUGCAAGCUGGAAGAUCUCAUGAUGGUCCAGGAUCAGUAUAAAACAUGGGCUUUUAAAGGAAGAAAAGAGGUAUUUAAAAAAAAACAACAACAUCAUUUUCCUUCAGCUCCUGCCAUAACCUUCAGAUAUGCUGUCCAUUCAGUUUCCUGGGGUUCGGGCUGAGUGAGACAAAGAAAGUGAAUGUAAAAUACAUCAACUUUCUUUGUGUUCUCAUGUAGAUUCUCUUAUAAGCAAAGUGUAGUAAAAUUCUAAAUUCUGGUCAAAUGUUUUCUUGUAAUGACAAGCACAGCUUAUCCCAAAUUAUAGGACCUGUUAACUUCGCAUCGAAUAUUCUAGCAGUCACUACAGGCUUUAAUACUUAUGUGCUAUCACAUUCUAUUAUGUUAAAUUAUACAUUAACUGAAGCCACUUUAAUAAGCAGUUUAAGGAAAAAAACAUACACAGGGAAAAGUCAGGUUUUCCUGGCAGUUGUUACAAGGACCUGCAAGUAAUAGUGACUAUUAGCUAAAUUUCCUGAUGAAUUUGUUUUGUUCUUUUAUAGUACUUAUACUUCAAAUAACGAGUACUUCUAAUACUAACAAUUCUAAUACUUUAUGCUGGUUAGUACUUUAAGCCCAUGUGUCCUGAAAGGGGGAGCACAUGUGCCGGAAGCAGUCACGGCUGCACCCUGGGCAAUGCAGAGCCGCGGAGAGCUGCUCCAUCCAUCAGUUUACCCUACUGUACGGUAGGAAUAUGUCCAGUUUUCCCCUUCGUGCCACGAAGUAAAAAAUGACAGCUUUAGUCUGGUUACUGUCUCUAAGGCCCAUCUGAAUCUCAGGGAGGAACUAAAAGAAUAGAAGGCUGAAGACCACACAGAUCAUACCCACAGCACUUAGCUCUCCCACAAGGAAGGGAGACAAGGCACAGGGAGGGUCGGCCUGGCUCUCAGAGGAGAUGCUGGGGUCUGGGGUGGUAACAGUAUUGUUAGCUCUGCUUCUGAAUCUCUUGCAGCCUCAGCCUGCACGCACAUGCAAAGGCACACACACCUGAAGUGGGGCCUCAAAACAGAGUUUCUCUACUUGGGCACUACCGGCAAUGUAAGCCACAUAACUCUGUUGUGGGUGCUGUCCUGAACCUUUUAGUUUUGUGAGCAUUAUUGGUCCCACCUACUCUUGUCUGCCAGAAGACAACUCUGUCUUCCCCUCCUGCCCCCAAGUGUGCCAAAGAUGUCUCCAGACAGUGCUGUAUGCAGUACUGCUUGGAUAUAUACACUUGUCUGGCUGAUACAAACACUGCUGUCAGAGAGUGAGCCUCAGUUGUUCUCCUCCACGUGUCUCAGCUCACAGCUCAGUUGCCACACAGCAUUAAAGCACACAGCCAGAAAGGAACCUUAAAGCAGGGAAGGGCCCAGCCUGUGCCAGAAAAGUCUGGUGAUUUCUAAAUACCUUCUAUCAUGAUACUGUUCUAAAUUCUCUGUGUUUUUAAAAAAAUAUAUAUAUUUUAUGCUUCACAUGGAUUUUUUAAAAAUAAAACUUUAUGCUUUA